Molecule: messenger RNA, 807 nt
Organism: Meloidogyne enterolobii
Lineage: Eukaryota; Metazoa; Nematoda; Chromadorea; Rhabditida; Meloidogynidae
Source: the annotation of a GenBank genome assembly
AUGCAGAUGAAAUAUUCUGAACAGGCUAAAGAGAAGGGAGUUUUUAUUGUUAGCGCUUGUGGUUGGGAUUCUAUCCCUUGUGAUAUGGGAAUGGAAUUUUUGAAGAAAAACUUUGAUGGGACUUUGACUUAUGCUGAGACUUUUGCAAAGAUUAAUACUGGAGAAUCCGGUUAUUCCUUCAAUGCCGGAACUUACCAAACACUCAUUCUUGGCAUUUGGAAAGCUAAGGACGACGGACUUGGACGUAUUCGUAAAGCUAUAAUGCCUGAAAAGCUGGUAAAGACUCGUUGGCGUGCUCCAAAGCGUUCAACUUUUUGGUACAAUGACAAAUUAAAGUGUUAUUGUCUUCCAUUUUUGGGUGCUGAUAAAAACAUUGUUCAACGUUCACAAUAUUUUGAUGCUCAAAUGGACAAGAAAUUUCCGGCAACGAUAGAGACUUACAUUUGUGUCAAAAGCGGGUUUUGGGCUCUAGCAUUAUUGACGUGGCUAAUGAUCUUUCAAAUUGCGGUCAAGUUUAGUUGGACUCGCAACAUUCUUCAAAAAUAUCCGGACAUUUGUUCUGCCUAUAUGUUUAAGAAUAGUGGACCGACACGUCAACAAGCGGAGGAGGCAACAUUUGAAUAUUGGUUCUUUGGCACUGGUUGGAAUGAAACAACAAUUCCACCACCCGUUGAAGAACAACCAAAGAAGAAAGUUGUUGUCCGUUGUGAUGGACCUGAUGCUGGUUACAUUGCUACUUCUGGUUGUGUUUUGUCGUGUGCAUUGACUAUUCUUUCUGAAGCUGAAAAUAUGCCAAAGCCUGGGUAA